GCAGAUAUAAUAAGAUCCGCGGAAGGCGUUAAUCGACACUGCGAGGUGUGUAUGCCAUGUACUCUGUCUCUCUCACCAACUGAAGCGAUAUCCACGUUAACGACUGGCUGGAAUUCAGGGCACGGGUUUCACCAGGUGGCACGAGGCUCAUUGACACAACCAACUAUUUUGUCCCGUCUGGCAUAAUCUCCUCCAGUGUUUCCCUCGCCCCACUUCCUGUCACACCAUCUCCCAGAAUGCUUUGGUUUGGAGGUGUCAUGGCACUGCUGGUCACGACGAUGGCCUUCCCCCCUGAGAGGCUGUCGUCCAAGGCAGACUGGGAGCUCUGGAAGACCACCUACGGGAAGGAGUACAGCAGCCGGGAGGAGGAGAUACGCAGGUCAGUUUGGGAGAAGAACAUGCUGAUGAUCCAGGCCCACAACCAUGAGUAUGAACAGGGGCUACAGUCCUACCAGCUGGGCAUGAACCACCUGGGAGACAUGACCACAGAGGAAGUGACUGCGAAGAUGACCGGCCUCAAGCCCCCGAGGGCCAGAGAGACAAACAACACCCUCCCCCUCGACAAGUUCCCCGGCAAGCUGCCCAAGUCCAUCGAUUACCGGAAAAUGGGCUUUGUCACGCCAGUCAGGAAUCAGGGCUCCUGCCUCUCGUGCUGGGCCUUCAGCGCGGCGGGGGCCCUGGAGGGCCAGCUGAUGAAGGCCCGGAGGAAGCUGGUGUCCCUCAGCCCCCAGAACCUGGUGGACUGCUCCUCAAACUGCGGCUGCAAAGGAGGCCACAUGAUCGACGCCUACGAGUACAUGAAGCAGAACGGCAUCGACUCUGAGAGGACCUACCCUUAUGUGCACGUGGACGAGGCCUGCGCCUACAACAAAUCGGACCAGGUGGCCCAGAUCUGGGGCUACAAGGUGUUCCCCAGGGGGGACGAGAGGGCCCUGAAGGCAGCAGUGGCCAACUACGGGCCAAUCGCUGUGCAAAUCAACGCCGGCCUCCACAGCUUCCAGUAUUACCGGGGCGGCGUUUACUCCAGCCGCGACUGCAGCAAGAACGCCGCCAACCAUGCUAUGCUGGUGGUGGGCUAUGGUGCCACCUGGAAAUGCGAGAAGUUCUGGAUCAUUAAGAACAGCUGGGGACAGAACUGGGGAGAACAAGGUUAUAUGCGGAUCGCCCGUAACCGUGGAAACAUCUGUGGAAUCGCAGACCUGCCCAGCGUCCCACUUCUGUGACCACUGGGGGGCGCCAAGAGGCCAGAAAGUGGAAUUUGCUGCCUUUAAUCAGAGCACAAGGUCCUGUGUGUGUAUGUGUGUGCGUGCGUGUUUGUGCGUGUGUGAAGGAGAGGGUGAGAUUCUGCAUUCCAAGCACAACCCUUCAAGGAAACAUCAGCGUUUUCCCAUCAUGCCCCAUUCCCCAACCUUUCCCUUGUUGUAUUUUGUACUUUAAUCCAGGGCUUUUUCAUGUGUUUUUGUCUCAGUGCUGUAGUUCCUGAUCUUAUCACGUACACACCUGGCCUAUCUACCUUGCGUACUACACUUAUGUUCAUGGCUUUACAACCGAUCCUACGUGAAUUGUGCCUUAUCCAACCUGUUCUGUAGUUUGUUCCAUUACCUUGGUAUGUACUUUUUCUGUACGUCACUUUGGCUAAAAGCCUCUGCUAAAUAAAAUGUAGUGUAAUGUAAUGCUUGUAAGGGAUACAGACUCAGCUGAAAUGUUUAGCUUACGUUUGGCAUACGUUUUAAAUACUUUUUAAAACCCACUUUUUUCAACUUGCAUUUUUUUAUACAGUUGCAUUUUUUACCUACUUCUACGACUUUUAUUCACCGCAUUUAUUUGUGUUUUUAAAUUGAUCUUAAAUUGAAACGAUAUAUUUUUGUGUGUUUUAUUUUAUCUUGAUUUUAUACUUGUUUCUCGAAAGCACUUUAUAACUUGUUUGGAAAAGUGCUUUAUAAAUAAAGUUCUAUCUACGCUUGUA
Conger conger (European conger) is the source of this 1966-nucleotide messenger RNA. Its product is annotated as cathepsin K-like. Gene Ontology annotation, biological process: immune response. The coding region runs from base 237 to 1223 and encodes 328 amino acids. The record is from RefSeq and is a predicted model, not a curated record. Gene Ontology annotation, cellular component: lysosome. The transcript is spliced from 8 exons. Gene Ontology annotation, molecular function: cysteine-type endopeptidase activity. Lineage: Eukaryota; Metazoa; Chordata; Actinopteri; Anguilliformes; Congridae.